GUAUUUUAAUAAACAUGUUGCGCUAUAUUAUAGUGACAUCACAAAGCAUACAUGAAAUAUUUGCAUACUAUGUUCAACGUUUCCAUCUGGAAUAAUUCAAACCAACGGAAAUUAAUAUCAAACGUGUUAAAUGUCACGCUGAAAGUUUUUAAUUACAAUGAAGAACGUGUUACCAUGCGUGACAUGAAUAGCGAGUAUCACGCGACGUAGAAAUCAGCGGAACCGAGUCGAUUUUCAGACCGCCACGCAUAGCGAUAAGCAAGGCGCGGAAUGGAAGGUCAGUUGCGGAUACGCACUUGUGCGCAAUUUGCGCGGAGAGCCGGGAGAGCAGAUUCAACGGUGACAUGAACUCCACCCUCCGCCUUCGACAGACUCGGGAGUUCGCCAAAUUCACGUCAGUGUCGUUUACUCCCCCUCGACACGAGUCAACAUUUCGGGCUACAAUCGCCAAUCUGGUGACGACUUUUCCUCAAAUUUCACCUCGCUCGCAGUCAAGCGGCGGAGAUAGCGCGCGGGUGGUCGCCAGAUCCGCGCGAGUCGGGUAAGAGAGCUUCGGCUGGUAGCGACUCGCGUCGAUCAUUACCUGGUGGAGCGCGACCCGGACAGCAGGCUGAGCGGACGAGCUGAAAGAAAAAAUGACGGGAUCCCGGUCGUUCCGCUUGCGAACCGCCCGUUUGACAACGUAGUCAUCGCGAGAGAGAGAAAGAAAGAGAGAGAAGGAGAGAAAAAGAGGGAGGGAAAGAGAGAGAGAGAACACGAGACUUCUUCGUCGCUGCAUGUCAGGACUAGGGCACGAAAGCCGCCGUCGUUAAUGACAUUUUGAUCCGGCCGGAUGUCCAUCUCAUUUCGCUCCGACGACAUGGACGAACACGAGAAGAAUCUGAUGACGGGGACGUUGGAGCAGAGGAAGGAGGCCUUCAAGGAGGACGAGGAACUCAUGAGGGAGACCACGAAAUUCAUCACCGAUGUGAUAGAGACCGCCGCCACGGAAGCCUCGAAGAGGAAAGUUCAGUCGGAGGGAGCUGACGCAGGCGAAGGUAGUAGAUUGAAGGGUGGCGAUACCAUCGCUGGCUGGAACAACCGAGCGCGUGGAUUCUGCAAUCGUAUUCUGAACGCACUCUGCCCAUGCUUCACCAAUCAUGAUUGCAAUUGGACAUCCUCCCAUACCACCUACAGGCAGGCCGAGAACGAGUCGACCUCACCAUCACCGAUCAAUUUGAUCCGAUUGAUCAUCCCGAGAGAUUUAGUUAUCUCGUUAGUCGGUGUUAAUCAAGUACCUCCGUCGAUCGUUGUCGCAACGAUGCUCGGAUGUUACUGCCCCGUUUGAAAGAAACGAUGAGAAAACGAGCGAGUUUUCGGAUUGUCCGAUCGUUUCUCGACGAAUCAUAUCCGACCACUCGACCUCUCGAUGUAAAUAUUACAAUAUAUCGAAUCAUCGUCUCUGUUUCUCUAUCUUAUAGGCAUUCACCGACGAGAUUUUGCCGACGAAAUAGCGUAACAUGCACUUUUUUCUCCUUACGCAAGAUCGUUUGUCUGUCACUGGCAAAUCCAUCGGACGGUCGUUUUACGUUUAGACACCGCUCAUCCGAAAACCGUUCACAGACCAAUCAGAUUAGUAGCAAUUCGGCAUGUUUCAUCAUCGAGCAUUAAGCACAACUGGAAACGGCAGCUUGCAUCGGAACACAGCAUGCCUGAGGACAACUUAGAGAGGGAAAGUUAAUUACCGGCCGAAUGCUGAAAGCGAUACUCUUCGAAUAUCUUCGAUAUCUCGGGGAUGUCAUUUCUGUCACUUGGCUUGGAUUUUUGACUUCGAUCAGAGAGCGCGAAUACCGAAUAGGACUGGAAUAAUCACCGUUUCGGUUGAUUCUUAUCUUCCGAAAAACAAUUUCGAGACUAGCAGAAUCAUCAGCUAGACUGUGGCUGAAUUUUUUCGAUCGAUAACAGUGAACUAGAAAACGGCAUAUUCGCGAUUGCUUAUUCCUUUCUCGGUGUUUUCGCUCUUCGAUCUAAAUUACUGCACUGAGAAAAACUUCCAUCGGAUAAACUGAUUAAAUGCUGUCCGAUUGUUAUUUUUAUUGCCCGAUCAAGUGAUGAAUACUUUUAUCCGAUAAAAAUAUCCGAUCAAGUUACCGAUGCGGUUACCGAAAUAUAAUCGGAAAAUUAAUCGCUUUUUGUUUAUAUCCAUUGUAAUUUUCAUCGAAUAAAGACACGACUUGAUCGGACAUCGCACUUGAUCGAAUAUAUAUAUAUAUAUAUAUCCGUUUGUUACUUUGCAAUUGGAUUACCCAAUCAGAUGUGAUCGGACAUUUUUCUCAGUGUGGGAGGAAAAAGAGAGCGAUAGCGAGCUACGGAGCGAAAAGAGAAAGUGGGAGGAUGCAAUCGCAGCUUGCGCAUCGGCAGAAAAAAAAAAAACUAUGAUUUACGAUUUGCACACCGUGCGCGUUGUGGCUGCGAAAGUAACGCGAAUGGCGUGGCGCGUUGACUUUCCAUUUCAUUGACGGAACCUUUCUCGCAAGCGAGCUGGACGUUUUCAGAGUGCGUGCUAAUCUCUUGCAUCCCGAACAUCGCGACGGCGAGAUAGAUAACGGCCUGCGCGCUGGUACUUGCAUGCUACAAAACACUAAAGGAUGUGCAAACAUAGGCGAUACAUAGACAAAUGGAUAUGUAUUCUUUUCCUAGAACUGUUCGCCUGGACUCCGUACCGGUAUCGCUUCACAAGACCUUAACCGUUCGAUGACUUCCGGAUUUUCAGUUCCGUCGUGCGAGCUUGCGAUUGACGCAAAUCAAACGUAGGAUUAAGUGUCUCGUUGUCAAUUCGAUCUCGCGUCUCACUGUCACAGGCCGUCACGGAGACGUCGCUGACGUAUGCUUGAAAAGAGAAAGAAAGACCGGCGUGAUUUUUUCUAAUCUCGAUGUCGGUUGGUAUUGGUCAGUACAUGUCGGUAGAAUCGUCGCGGCCGAAGACGAAAGGAUGCUGUAUUAGCGUUUCAAUGGAAAAUACAAGUGUAAUACGUGUAAUUAAUUGGACGCGCCUUGUUUCGAGGGAAAGAUGCGUCGCGCAGUUCGUUCGGAUAGCGCAAUAAUCGUUUUCUUUACUCCGACGAAGUACAAAACGACCGUAAAUAUGUCACGUGUUAACUGUUAGGUAUGCCCUUCCGAUUCUAUGAGUUUCUCUGAUAAACAACAAUGUCGCGAUAAUGUCGCGACAAUAAACAGUUUCUCGUGUGUAUUCGCAAUAUCAAAUUCGUCUCGAUCGAGCAAAUGUGCGAAAGGGCGAUCUUCGCACGCAGAUCAGAAGAGCGUUUCGCACGGAGUGUUUCGGUCGUUUUACCGUUUCCUCUGUCCUGGUUAGUAAAGUGACGGUAUGUGCACACCUACAAAGCUAGUUUUAUAUCGCGUAAAGAUUGGAGGGAUUGUGUUCCGAAAGAUUAGUAAGCAGUGUACAGCUGAGAAGAAGAGCGAUGAUAUGAAUUACAUGGUGAAAUCUUAUAGAAUAAAUAAUUUAGAGACU
Molecule: messenger RNA, 3511 nt
Organism: Dinoponera quadriceps
Lineage: Eukaryota; Metazoa; Arthropoda; Insecta; Hymenoptera; Formicidae
Exons: 6
Coding region: 833-1327 (164 amino acids)
Source: RefSeq, a predicted model, not a curated record